Molecule: messenger RNA, 4220 nt
Organism: Colletes gigas
Lineage: Eukaryota; Metazoa; Arthropoda; Insecta; Hymenoptera; Colletidae
Product: formin-binding protein 4-like
Exons: 15
Coding region: 251-3367 (1038 amino acids)
Molecular function (GO): protein binding
Source: RefSeq, a predicted model, not a curated record
UUUAAGAGUUCUUUUUUAGGAAACACAAUAAAGUUAUAAUAUUAUAUUUUUAUACGCUUCACUGUCGUCGAAUGAUUUCCGUAUCGUAAAAUUUUAAUUUCGUCUUCAAUGUUAAAACUAAUCGAACUUGCAGAUCUAUAAUAUUUUGAGGUUAUGAACGGGUUUUGUAUAUUACAUAUCCGAAAAUAUAUUUUCGUGUUAAGUAUAUAUCCAUUCUGUGUAGUAUACACAACUUAACUUAUGUUUUAUUAUGAAGCGACGUCAAAGAAGACCUGUUUUAGAAAUUAAUCAAGGACAAACUGGUUCUCACGGAGAACAUGUACAAAAUAAACGCAAGCAGGUAACCAGUGAUUACCCAGGACAAAGUGUACCUGCAAAUCCAUUGGCAAAUUUACUUUGUCAUUAUAAUUCAGAUAGCGAUACAGAAGAAGUUAAGAAAGAUGUUUGUAAGUUGGAUGAUCAGGUCAAUAAUUUCCUUAAGGAAAUUCAACUUAUUGCCCCCAAACAACCACUUCCAAAUGACUCUAGUAAUUCUACCAUAAUUUCAAAUCCAAAUACACAUUCUGCGCAUCAAAUAAAUCAACAAGCACUGAUGUGGCGAGAAUGUUUAGACGAAUCUUCAGGUUAUCCUUAUUAUUGGCAUAUUGAAACUAAUGAGGUAACAUGGGAGAUGCCAGAGGAAUUACGGUAUUUAAAGAAUAAUAUUAAAACAAACUCUGUCGUGAAGCCACUUUCAAUGCAAGAAUCACACUGGGUUGAUUUCUCGUCUGUUGCAUAUCAGCAAUCUCAUGAGAAUAUUCCAGAAGGCAUGAUACCAAGGGAAGUAGUGGUUCGAAAUCGUAAUAGAUAUAUUUGCAAUGAAACCGUUCAAAAACGAGACCAUCAGAUCGAUCAAGACACCGCAAAUACGUCCGAUAAUGAAUCUGAUGACGGAAAAAUAGAAAUGAUAACAUCCUAUGGGAGUGACGGAAGCGAUUCAGAUGCCAAUGACGAGAAUCGUUCGAAAAACGAAGUGUCCUCUGUUUCUGUAAACGAAUCGACCAAAAUAAGUUCGAUGUCAAAGCCAAAAAGCAUAGAAAUAUUUUCUUCGUCUGCGCCUGUAACGCAAUUACAACUGUCGGCAACUUCUCAAAAUCCAGAUAAGGAUUAUGAUAACAAAGACGAAGAUACGAAAACGGAAGUAUCGUUAGAUUCUAUACCAACUGAUGAGAAAGAGGCAAGGUACUUAAAGAGUCAAGUAAUAUUACAAGAGUCUGAAGAAUGCACGAGCAAAACUGGCAGCGAUAAUCGUAUAACGAAAGAAUCUAAGGUAAUCGGAACCAAGAAAAUCAGUAAUAAACAAAAUGUUAAUUCCGAUUUGGAUUUUCGUAUAUCUUUGGUGCCUGGUUAUGAUGAAGAUUCUGACGCCGAGGAAGAGUCUGAAGUUAAACAGGAGAGGAAAGCUUUAUUUCCGAUUCCUCAAACCGAUGCCACCACGGAGAGUGUAUCCGUAUCGCGUAGAUCUAUUCAAAGCAAGCACGUUACCCUGGACGAUAGUCAAGUCAUGGACAGUAACGACAGCGAUACUAACACCGAAAAAAAAAUUGUCCAGGAACAAGAUAGUGAAAGUGUUCUGGAAGGGGCAGAAUGCGGAGAGGAACCAGUUCUAAAGCCGGAAGAGGAAGGGCAAAAAUCGAAUAAGUUUCUCGAUAAUUUUCACGGGCGUAACAAAUAUUUUCAACGGAAAAAACGAAUUGCAUUUGAUGUUCCCUCGACGAAAACCAAGACGAACGAUGAGGGUGAGGUAACUAAACCGGAAGUUGAGGCGCAACAAGAGGAUGUAAAUUCGCGUGACAAUGCUGAACGUGACGAUGAAUCGCGCGUUGAUUCUCAGGAAGAACAGAAUAUUGCGAUGCAAGAAGAUACAAUGGAAAAUGUUGUGAAUUUUAAGAAGGAGUCGUGUAACAUCGAAGAAGAGACGAGUAUGGUGCCUGAAGCAGUUGGAGACUCGAAGGAAGAGGAGGGAGAAGUGAAUCUACUUUCGCAGAUCGUACUCGAGAAACUGAAGUUUCUGUCCGAGGGAAAACCGAGUGUGUCUCCUGUUCAAAUGAUGUCGAUACAGUUACAGACAUUGUUUGUCGCGUGGGAAGGAGGUUGCUUAGAAAAGGGUUACUUGCGUAGAUGGUUGACUGACACCAGUCACGAACUGGAACGCUUGGAACAAGAUGCAGCACCACCAGGAUGGCUUUGUCAGUGGGAUAGGUCGCAUAAGCGAUAUUAUUACCAGAACACUACCACUGGAAUAACGCAAUGGACCUAUCCGGACACUGGCAUCGCCGGUGGUGCAGAAGAAAUGGAAAUUUGCUCAACACCUCCGCCAAUUGAACAGGAAGAAAUGAUUAUUCCUGUAGCAGCAGAAGAAGAAGGAGGACUGAAAUCGAAACCAAAGAAAGCCCAGGAUAGCAGCGAGGCGAUCGAAGACACAAUAGUUCCACGGAACAUCGACGUGGAAGCUCCACCUCCGCCACAAAUCUCUAACCCAAGCCCACCGCCACCCCCAAGAAUAUACGCAAACGAUUUGAAGAAGGAUAAAAGAAAACGGGACAAAAACAGUGACAUAUUGGAUGGCAAGAAGCAACGUCUGGGAGAAGAGGGAACAAUAAUUGUAGAGGUGAACCAAUUGGAGAACCCUUCCAUACUUACUCAUUCUUCAGCUUCAUUGUCACCUCAGACCUCUAGCCUUGCGAGUGUUACCAACGUAGAACCCCUGCCACCAGGUGUAGAUUUAACCGAGGCGCCUUACGAACUACCCGCGACUGCUUUGAAAAGAAUUAUUUACAGUGCUGUGCAGUCGCAAGGUGGUGCGCUUUACGAAGCGACUGCAAGGGAUCCAACAGUUCCUAUUUUAAGUCAUCCGGCAGCCAUAGUUCAAGAACAUUACCUUCAAUAUCCAGCUUAUCAUCAACACUUGCAUUCUCCAGCGGCCUUAGUACUUCCACAUAAACACGGCGUGCAACCAACGAUCCAACUGAUACCGGAUUACACGCCCAUAUACACAAAUCACAAGGUGAUCGAGAAACCGCCUGUUAAAACGGCUAAAGAGUCUCUGGUGUCCGCUCUCGAUUCGUUUUACAACGACAUAGCUCGCAUAGAAAACAGUGGGAACGAAAAAGUGACUCAGAGACAAGAUACUUUAGUAACGGAACCGUCUUCCUUGCCUACGGAGGAAACGAGCGUAGACGCGGAACAAGAACUUCCUUCCGUCGAGGUUACAGUGAAGGAAAAGAAGAGGAAAAAGGCGCGAAUUGGUAUUAGUAAGAAGCAUAAAGAGGUGUCUAGCAUGGUAGCCAAAUGGCAGAAAGUGCAACAAAAUUUUGAGAACACGUAAGGUAAAAAUAACACGGGGAAAAUAGUGAUCAGCGAGGAACAGGUGCAAGUUUUGUAACAUAGUGCAUUGUACUUCCGCCAGUAUAGUGUUCCUGUAUCUGCAGUCACAUUGUUACGAUUUCAUGCUCUUUGUGUUUUUUUUUAUUUAAAAAAGUUCCAUGAAUCCGAUUGAUAUAAAUAAUAGAAAGUUCAAGACGUUUACUGUAGUGACAGUUUACGUGUUAUCCACGCACACAAAACACGAGCUGUAGAAAAUAAGCGUUAUCGCGAUCCAAAAACAGUUAAUAAUAUUUCAUAUUAUUUUCUCCCAUAGCAAAAAUUAUCAAUGUAAAAAACAAAGAAUAAUCAAUAUGUUCCCAUUGUUUGAAAUCAAUGCGACGAAGUACAGUUUACAUAUUAACCAUAAAAUUUAUUGUUUCGUCGAAUACACGAAUUUGACGAAUAUUAACAAAUACUUUCAACGUUGUAAAUAUCGUGUCUUGCUUCUACAAACGGAUAGCCGCUGCUUAGAAGGUAGAUUGAAAAUAACAGGUUUAGAAUCAACCGUCUAUUUUCCCAAGGACGAAGUGCGAAUGCUGUGCGCAUUUUUGAACGAUGCGAGACUAAUUUAGUAUUUCGGUCACCGUGCAUAUCGUGCAAUCUAUUCUAACAGCGACCGGCGUCAUUAAACGAAUAUUAUUCGGAUGUGAGAUAGUAUAAAAUAAAUCAUUAACCAGAGACCAUAUUUAGAUACUUCCGUGAGUUGUAGAAUAUUUUUUAAAAGGACUACGCAAGAGCUGGUAUCAUAUGGACAUUUCUUUGUAAGAUUGUAUGCGUUACAGAAUUCAUCUUUUGUAACAAUAUGUAAAUAUAAU